Erigeron canadensis is the source of this 799-nucleotide messenger RNA. RefSeq lists its product as uncharacterized. The coding region runs from base 66 to 560 and encodes 164 amino acids. The record is from RefSeq and is a predicted model, not a curated record. The transcript is spliced from 2 exons. Lineage: Eukaryota; Viridiplantae; Streptophyta; Magnoliopsida; Asterales; Asteraceae.
GAAAACUAAUUAAAGUAGUGCAUUUGCACACCAAAUCACCAAUAUAAUCAAACAACAACUUAACAAUGGCAUGCUUAAACAUGCAAGUCAAAAAUGAAAAACAAGGAGGCUUCAUGGGCCCAAGAAUCUCAUUCUCAAAUGAUUUCAUUGAUUCAAACCACCAUGAAAUCAGCAGUAGUUAUAGAGAAGCUCCGGUUUCUUCAGAUUUCGAGUUUUCGGUGCCCACUUUCUCUUCAAACUCUGCAGAUGAAGUCUGCUUCUUUAAGGGCAAACUUCCACCAGUGAAAGAGAACAUUAAUAAGGUGAUGACACUGAGAGAUGAGCUUCUUGCAGGUGAAGAAGAUAACCACGGUAUGCUGUUGAACAACAACAACAAUAAGAAUAAUUCAUCAACAACAGGAUGGUGGAAAGAGAAGUUUGGACUAAGGAAAAGCCAUAAUGCCAAGAGUAGUAGUAGUAGUGAUCACAAGAAUCUUGGAGGUUUAGAGACCAUUGAUGAAGCAAAGAUCAAACCUACUUUUCACAAUCCCAAUUUCACAGGAAGCAAUCGCUACAAGUGAAUUUCUCAAGAGGAAAUUAAGGAAUUAUAAUGGAGCAGUUUAUUAAUAUUGGGGGUGAAGGAUUUAUUAUUAUUAUUUUUUUUUGCUCUAUUUUAUUUUGGGUAUUUUCCUUGCUCGUUAAUCUGAUAAGUAUUAGUUUAAGAUAUUAAUUAUGUGUGUAGCUAGCUAGACAAGGCAUUUAACUGUUUCUGUAUUUUGUACAAAUAUUUGCAGUUGAAGGAAUUUCAAUCCCUUUUUUU